GAAUGGUCCAUCUCGCCGCGCAAGCGCCCUAGGCUCUUCACGCCGCUUUGCACUCCCUCCUACCCGACUUGCAGCGCAGGCGCAGAGCCGAGGCGUGCAGCCGCCGCCGCCGAGCCAGAGCGGGGCAGCUAGCGCCGCAUCCCGCUCUACCUGCCCACAUCCUGCAUUGGAGAACUUGUGACCCAGGUGUGGCUGUGAAGAGCUGGCCGGGGAGGGACGCUGCCCAGCUGCUGCUCUUCUCCUGUCUCCUGUCCCCUCCCCUGGCCAUGACAGAGACCCGUGAGCCAGCUGAGACUGGGGGCUAUGCCAGCUUGGAAGAAGACGAUGAGGACCUCUCUCCAGGCCCUGAGCAUUCCUCUGACUCUGAAUACACUCUCUCAGAGCCAGACUCCGAAGAGGAAGAAGAUGAGGAGGAGGAGGAGGAGGAGGCCACUGAUGAUCCUGAAUAUGACCCUGGCUACAAGGUGAAGCAGCGCCUGGGGGGAGGCCGGGGGGGCCCAUCCCGCCGGGCCCCCCGUGCAGCCCAGCCCCCAGGCCCCCCAGCCCAGCCCUGCCAGCUCUGUGGCCGCUCACCCCUUGGGGAGGCCCCACCAGGCACCCCGCCUUGCCGGCUCUGCUGUCCUGCUACAGCCCCCCAGGAAGCUCCAGCCCCUGAAGGCAGGGCCCUCAGGGAGGAAGAGGAGGAGCCACCUCGGGCUGGGGAGGGCCGACCAGCUGGGAGGGAGGAGGAGGAGGAUGAGGAGGAGGAGGAGGGCACCUACCACUGUACAGAGUGUGAGGAUUCCUUCGACAACCUCGGGGAGCUGCAUGGGCACUUCAUGCUGCAUGCCCGGGGGGAGGUGUAGGUAG
Molecule: messenger RNA, 849 nt
Organism: Neomonachus schauinslandi (Hawaiian monk seal)
Lineage: Eukaryota; Metazoa; Chordata; Mammalia; Carnivora; Phocidae
Gene: ZNF428
Product: zinc finger protein 428
Exons: 3
Coding region: 267-845 (192 amino acids)
Source: RefSeq, a predicted model, not a curated record